Messenger RNA from Menidia menidia (Atlantic silverside), 1464 nucleotides. The record is from the annotation of a GenBank genome assembly. Lineage: Eukaryota; Metazoa; Chordata; Actinopteri; Atheriniformes; Atherinopsidae.
AAUCUUUUAACAAUUACUCAGAGGCCUUAAGGUGUUGCGUUGGAUUGGUUGAUUUUCCUUUCAACCUUUCGCCUUCCUUUUAGCGAAGCCGUGACUCUGGUGGGAGGGCUCAUUCUAGCCUGGAGACUUGUCCGGACGCCAAUCCCCCGGGCACAUAGCCAGAUCAUUCACAAUGGCAUCACCACUGAAGAGCCUGGUUAAUGAUGACAGCAGAUACCAGACAGCCUUCAAACUUUUUUUGGAGCGCUCCUCUGAACACCAGUGUAUGCAGGACUUCAUCCACAAGAAGCUGCCAGACAUACUGGCCAGCAUUGGAGAUGGAAAGCCCCAUCUGAAUGUCAUUGGAGUUGGAAGCGGAGCUGGUGAGAUUGACCUAGAGAUGCUCUCUGAGCUCCGUCAGAAGCACCCAGGGGUGACGGUGGAUAAUGAAGUGGUGGAGCCGAGUAGCCAGCAGCUGCAUAACUACAAAGUUUUAGUGUCACAGAAAAAAGCAGACUUGGAUUACAUCAAAUUUACCUGGAACAAGAUGACGGCCUCUGAGUUUGAGGAGCAAUGGAAGUUGAAACAGACGACAAAGAAGGCAGACUUCAUUCACAUGAUACAGAUGUUGUACUAUGUGAAGGAUCCUGGCGCCACCAUCAACUUCUUCCACAGUCUCCUUAAUAAGAACGGGAAGCUUCUCAUCAUUCUGGUGUCUGAGGAGAGCGGUUGGGGGAAGCUGUGGCGGACCUACAGGAGCCAGCUCUGUAACACUGAAAUAAGUCAGUGUGUGACCACUGGUGACAUCAAAAGCCUCCUGGACUCGAGGGGAGUGAGCUAUCAGAGCUAUGAACUGCCCUCUCAGAUGGACAUCACCGAGUGUUUCACUGAAGGAGAUGAGAAGGGAGAGCUGCUGCUUGAUUUUCUCACCGAGGUGCUGGACUUCAGUAAAACGGCUCCACCAGAGUUGAAAGCGGGUGUGUUGGAGUUGCUCCGGCACCCAGAUUGUAGUGUGGAGUCCAAGGGCAAAGUUAUUUUUAACAACAACCUGGGAGUAAUCGUCAUUGAUCAGCUGCCUUAAAAACAGUCUCUUAUCACUGCUGCCAAAUUAUUAGUAGAGUUAUAGGAGUAGAUCAAUUAAGAUAAGGUAGAUUAAAUAUUACAUUUUCAAAAAAGGAGAGUAACUGUAGCUUAACUUCCUUACAGUUUUUACUCUGUUCGUAUGAACCUGAUGUCCGUUGAUUAUUACUGAUUAUUUUCUAUUAAUUUAUUGUUUGAUAUUGUGAAUAUUUUUGCAACAUGAACAGGUCAACUGGAUGCUUUAUUCAAUUGUUAUUAUCAACUUGGGGUCUUGAUAAUAACCAGAGUUUGGUUUCAGAUUUGACCAUAUUAUGUGACCACUUAAGCUUCAGAUCUAAUAAAUAUUGACAAUUGGAGAAUACACUUUCCAUGAGAAUUGAGCUCUUUUUCUUUUGGGCGAGGAAU